Messenger RNA from Ruditapes philippinarum (Manila clam), 1316 nucleotides. RefSeq lists its product as uncharacterized. The coding region runs from base 126 to 629 and encodes 167 amino acids. The transcript has 3 exons. NCBI's taxonomy places the organism in Eukaryota, Metazoa, Mollusca, Bivalvia, Venerida, Veneridae. Gene Ontology annotation, cellular component: plasma membrane. The record is from RefSeq and is a predicted model, not a curated record.
GAGUAAAUAAACAACAAUAUCCAAUGGAGAUUUUGGGAUAUAUUUAAGUUCUCUUUGACUGUAAUUUAUGAUCAUUUCAGUUAAGACUUCAAAAAAGAUAGCAGUUAAAAAAUUUGCUCUUCAAGAUGGGUUUUGGGCAAGCGUCUAUAAUGUUGAAAGUGGGGUUUAUACUUAUUAUAGUAGCCCUUGUUAUACAGAUUCUGGCAGUGGCAUUACCGUAUUGGUAUUCUAAAGAAGUUGCGAACAAUUAUGAUGUGUAUGGUGGACUGUUCCGCGGUUGUGCUGAAGCCGGCAACACCAAAGCAUGUAACAACGUUAAAAACCCUACAGAUUGGUGGGCAGCAACUCAGGCGUUUGAGAUCAUCGGUCUUCUUAUUCUUGUGGCCGCUUUAAUCCUUUGUAUUAUUGUACUGUUCGUCAAGGACAUGAAAAUAUUGAAGAUGGUCAACUUUAUUCUAUGCUUUUGUUCAUGUGGCUUCAUCAUCAUUGGUGUUAUUAUAUACGGAGCUGAAUCAGAGGGUUGGUUAGCUGAAUACUCCGGGGCAUUUGCUCUUGCAAUCAUUGCUGGGAUAGUUGCCCUUGUUGCAGGUGUACUUUGCUUAUUGGAUUGGAUGAAAGCUCCAGCAUAAAAACAUAGAGAAUCAAGGACGUUUAGGAUUAUUUAAAAUAAUUAUAGCAAUUUUUGUUGAUAAUUUAAGCGAAUGAAGCAUCAGAGAAUAUUAGAAUAAGAUACAGAUUGUUGAACUUUUAGAGAUAAUAAAUGGAACAUUGUUUUGACGACUGAGUUACCAUUUUUUAUGAGAUGUUAGGCCUUAAUAUUAGUCAAAGAGGAAUAUAACAACUGAAAGGUCAUUUAUACGUGCAUAAUGCUCAAAGGACUCCUUUGUAUUACAGUUAGAAAUGAUAUUUAUUUAUUGUAACAACUUUCUUUCCACUAAAAAUAGGUCUUAUAGAAUUAUAUGUUAGAACAAGCAUUUACAUUAUUAUACCAUUGUUAAGUUUGUAUCAUUUUAUACGAGACUUUAUUAUUUGUAAUGUAUAGGGUUCUCUUCGUAUUGUUAAAAAUAUGGCCUUGACAUUCAUAAACAGUUUGACGCUGUAAAUUGAUUAGAGCCACAUCAUUCUAGAGUUUACCUAAAUCUUAUUUUUCUUUUAUAUCAUACAAUCAUACAGAGCGUUCAUUUAUCAAUGUUUUCGUUAUUUAGAAAACUCAAUGUUUGCUUGUAAAGGUAUAAUUUAAGAACGAUUGGAUUCAUUCAUGUUUACUUUAACUAUAUAUCAUGUAAAUAAAUAGGAAAUAAAUAUAAUUAAACUUU